This is a messenger RNA of Dibothriocephalus latus, 522 nucleotides long. The record is from the annotation of a GenBank genome assembly. Lineage: Eukaryota; Metazoa; Platyhelminthes; Cestoda; Diphyllobothriidea; Diphyllobothriidae.
AUGAAAGGACCGAAUAAGAUGUCGGGAGUGCUUCUGUGUAAAGUGUAUAUCAUUGCAGAACUCACAAAGCGCGUCUUUAUGGACCACCUUGCUGCUAUGCGUUCCCCGGAGUAUGCACAACUUGUUCGUGCUGAGAUGCAACGUGAGGAGGCGCGUCGUGAUGCCCUGCAGGAGCGCGUCCGAACCCUGGAGGAGGCCAUCCGUCGCAUGCAUGCGGAGGGCAGUUCCCUUCUGACGAACUUUACCAAGCGCUUGGGCAUCCUAAUUACAACUCCCGCGGCCUUCUUCGCGGAGGCGCGAAAACUCAUCAAGCAACACCGUGCACUUGAAGAGAAGAUCUCCGAACUGCACUCCGAGGUGUCGCGACUCUCCGCUGCAAACCAGGAAUUGGUCAGACGGCACCAAGAGGAGGCAGCUCGAUUGCAGGCCCUCCUCCGACCCUUCACACCGACGGCCACUGGCCGAUCUUUCCCGGUUUCCGAGCGGCCCCCUCUACUGCCACGUGCUGAACCGCUCCGCCAC